Molecule: messenger RNA, 1944 nt
Organism: Rotaria socialis
Lineage: Eukaryota; Metazoa; Rotifera; Eurotatoria; Philodinida; Philodinidae
Source: the annotation of a GenBank genome assembly
AUGAUUUAUCAUUUUACGGUUUUAUUUUCUAUCAUAAUAUCAAUCACUUGUCAACAAAAUGAAGAUAUUGUUGAAUGCAAUAACCAAGAUUUAUCUCAACACUAUUUAGAUAAAACAAAUCCCAAUGAACAAGAGCAAUUUGCUUAUAAAAUUUUACAUGAAUAUGAUAGAAAUUUAACUACACUUGCUUAUAUAACAGCAUCAGCAGAAUUUGAAACACAUUUGCAUCUAAAUGAUACAAGUAAAACGCGUGCAACGGAGAAAUAUUAUGAUGCCUAUCGUAAUUGUUUAAAGACAGUUGCAAUUAUUGGUAAACAAUUAAAGAAUUUAAUAGAUGAUCCAAAUGCAUCAUUACGUUGGCUAUUAAUUCGUACACAAGCUAUUGGUGACGCUGCACAAAACGAUACAAAAACUAAAUUCGAUAUGCAAAAGUUAAAAGCUCGUAUCAAAGAAAUUUAUCAUCAGAAAUUCAUUUGGAAUAACACAAGAAUAACUAUUGACGAAGUACAAGAGAUAAUGGGUGGACUUAAAUCACCAGAUGAUCUUCUGUCGUUAUGGAAAGCAACGUAUGACGUCCCUGCACCAAUGCGAGAUCACUAUUCAGAAUUAAUUGCUUUACAAAAUCAACAGGCCAAACAGAAUCAUAUGAACGAUCGAAGUGAAGCAAUGACAACUGCUGAAGAACGUCGUCUUGUUGAACAAUUAUGGCAAGAGUUAAAACCACUGCAUGACCUUGUGCAUGCUUAUGUCCGACAACAAAUGGUUCAAAUGUAUCCUGGGCAUGUUCAACUUGAUCAACCGAUACCAUUGCAUUUAACUAGAGAUUUGUUUGGUACGAUGCUAACAUAUCUUGAACAUGAUAUACUUCCAUUUCCAGAUAUAGAAGGAAUUGAUUUAGGUCCAGCCAUGAAACGAAAGAAUUUUACUGAAGAAAACAUUUUUCAAUAUGCUGACGAUUUUUUUGUUGCAUUAAAUUUAACACGAGCACCAAGCCGCUUUUGGAAUUUAUCUAUAUUUAAAAAGACUCCUAAUCGCCAUAUGGCUUGUCAUCCAGCAGCUUUCGAUAUGUAUAAAUAUGAUGAUGUUAGAAUUCGUAUGUGUACAAGUGUAACAUCGCGUGAUUUCUAUGUGGUUCAUCAUGAAAUGGGUCAUAUACAACAUUAUCUUCAAUAUAAAAAUUUGCCAUUCUGGUUUCGUCGAUCUCCACAUGGUGCAUUUAGUGAAGGUAUUGGCGAUGCAAUUGCAUUAGCAGCAAUGUCACCUACACAUUUGAAACGAAUUGGUUUACUGGAAAAUUAUUCAUCAUCGAAAGAGGACAAUAUAAAAUUUUUGGUUUCACAAGCGUUAAGUAGACUCUUCUUACCACCAUAUGCAUAUGCACUUGAACUUUGGCGUUGGUCGGUUUACAAUGGAUCGAUUCUACCCAGUGAAUAUAAUAAACGCUAUUGGGACCUUAUAUGUCAAUACCAAGGUAUGAAACCACCAGAAGUACGUGGUGAACGAUAUUUUGAUGCUGGAACAAAACUUCAUAUAGCUUUUGAUUUAACUUAUCUAAAAUAUUUUCUUGCACAUGUAUUUCAAUUUCAAAUAUUUGAUGUUUUAUGUCAUGAAGCAGGUAAUCGAGGGCCAUUACAUCUAUGUGAUUUACAUGGUUCUGUCGCAGCUGGAAAAAAACUCAAAGUCUUACUUGGAAUGGGUUCAUCGAAACCAUGGGAAGAUAUAUUAGAAGAAUUUGCAGGCGUCAAAACUUUUUCAGCUAAAUCAUGUUUAAAAUAUUUUCAACCACUUCGAGAUUAUCUUGAAAAAUUAGUUGCAGACGGUCAAUUACAUGUUGGAUGGAAAUGUGAAAAUAAUGGUUUUUCAACAAGAUCUUUUAUACCAACAACUAUUUGGUUGAUUUUAAUACUGAAAUUUAUCCUUUCAAACAUAUUUUUUCCUUUGUAA